AUGCGGAAGUGGGUUAUCACUAAACAUCCAAAACAUCCAGCAGGAGGACCAGCUGUGGUGAUGAGGUUCUUAGAUGUCAUUAAACUGCCCCUCCUUUUUUGUGCUCAUGGUUCAGCUUUUACUGUGUUCAGUUCAUUUGCUGAGAAUGAAGAUGCUCUUUUGCGACACUUGUUUCGUGGAUAUCAGAAAUGGAUCAGGCCAGUAAAACAUGCUAAUGAUACUAUAAAGGUAUAUUUUGGACUGAAGAUCUCUCAGCUUGUAGAUGUGGAUGAAAAAAAACAGUUAAUGACAACUAAUGUAUGGCUGAAACAGGAAUGGAUCGACCAUAAAUUGUGCUGGAAUCCUGAAGAUUAUGGUGGGAUCACUGCAAUUCGGGUUCCAUCUGAAUCUCUCUGGCUCCCUGAUAUUGUUUUAUUUGAAAAUGCUGAUGGGCGAUUUGAAGGUUCAUUGAUGACAAAAGCAAUAAUUAAGUACAAUGGCAUAGUAGUGUGGAGACCUCCAGCUAGUUACAAAAGUUCCUGCACAAUGGAUGUGACCUUCUUCCCAUUUGACAGGCAGAAUUGCUCCAUGAAAUUUGGAUCAUGGACCUAUGAUGGCAACAUGGUUGACCUGAUCCUAGUAGAUGAAAAUGUGGAUAGGACAGACUUUUUUGAUAAUGGGGAAUGGGAAAUCCUAAAUGCCAAAGGAAUGAAAGGAAACCGAAAAGACGGAUUAUAUUCCUACCCAUUCAUCACCUAUUCUUUUGUUUUAAGACGCCUCCCACUGUUCUACACACUUUUCUUAAUAAUCCCAUGCCUAGGACUAUCAUUUUUAACAGUGCUCGUUUUUUACUUGCCCUCGGAUGAGGGAGAGAAACUAUCACUCUCGACCUCCGUUUUAGUUUCCCUCACAGUUUUUCUCCUGGUCAUUGAAGAAAUCAUCCCCUCUUCCUCCAAAGUCAUACCCUUGAUUGGUGAGUACUUGUUGUUCAUCAUGAUUUUUGUCACCCUUUCAAUCAUAGUGACAGUUUUUGUAAUUAAUGUGCACCAUCGGUCCUCGGCCACCUAUCAUCCCAUGGCUCCCUGGGUGAGAAGACUUUUCCUUCAGAAACUGCCCAGGCUGCUCUUCAUGAAAGGACAUGUAGAUCGCUGUGCUUUCGCGGAUCCGGAAGGUGCUCUAAAACCAAAGCCGAGGAAGUAUAAAAACAAACAAUUGAAAGAUGGAGAAAAGGUGGUGGUUGCAUUCUUGGAAAAAGCUGCUGAUUCCAUUAAAUAUAUCUCCAGGCAUGUCAAAAAGGAGCACUUCAUUAGACAGGUAGUGCACGACUGGAAGUUUGUAGCUCAGGUUCUUGACCGGAUCUUCCUGUGGCUAUUUUUGGUGGUGUCUGUGAUCGGGUCUGUUCUUAUAUUUACUCCUGCUUUGGAGAUGUGGUUACAUAGUGGUUUGUAG
Thamnophis elegans (Western terrestrial garter snake) is the source of this 1428-nucleotide messenger RNA. RefSeq names its product cholinergic receptor nicotinic beta 3 subunit (gene CHRNB3). Gene Ontology annotation, cellular component: postsynaptic membrane; neuron projection; synapse. Bases 1 to 1428 code for a protein of 475 amino acids. The record is from RefSeq and is a predicted model, not a curated record. The transcript is spliced from 7 exons. Gene Ontology annotation, molecular function: transmembrane signaling receptor activity; acetylcholine-gated monoatomic cation-selective channel activity. NCBI's taxonomy places the organism in Eukaryota, Metazoa, Chordata, Lepidosauria, Squamata, Natricidae. Gene Ontology annotation, biological process: monoatomic ion transmembrane transport; nervous system process; chemical synaptic transmission.